CUACAGUAUCUAGGUUAUGUCAUAUAGGAGUUCUGGAAUUUUAAUCACAACAAAUAUUUCAAACGCCUCACUUUAUCUCGUCACAUGUCUACUAAAGAAUUAGAAAACUCAGAUUUACUGUGUUUAAUAAUAUUCAAUGUAGAAAGACAUAUUUUCUGCUUUGAAGAAAAAUCAUGAACUUAGGUUAUAGAAUUAUAAGAUGUAUUCAGAAAAUAAGACCAGUUCUUCAAAAAAAUUCUUUCGCUACAACAGGAACGGUUUCUGAUACGAAAACAUUACAUUACUACUUUUUGGAUCUCUUUAAAAGAAAUGAUUUUAUCCCAAUGUAUUUGAAGAAACAGAAAUUGAAUGUGGAUAUGAAAAAUUCCAUGCAAUUUGCACAGAGAAUUCUUGCAACCAAUGAUAUAUCCAGUCUAUUGCGUGCUAUUGAAUCUGCUAAGGAUGAAAAACAGAUAAUCUUACACAGAAUUGAUAUAGAAUGUUGUGAUAUUAUACAAAAAUUAUCAUAUACUGAAAUUUUGCAAUUGCUUAAUGCUCUUGCAAGGAAAUUUCCCCAUCGAGUGACUUUAACACAAUUCUAUAAGAAGAGUAUAGAAAUUUUAAUGAGUGCUGCAAUGAAACAAACAUUAUCUCAUCUACAAACAAUAGAAUUAUUGUUUUAUUUAUCAAUGAAUAAAAAAAAUAGUUCUUCUGAAGUUCAGUAUAUAACAAGUGGUUUACCGAACAUGAUAAACAUGUCCUUAAUAGAUAAAAGUAUUAUAGCAUAUGCUGCUUUCAAAACAUAUGUCAAAUUGAAUGCUACUCAAAUACGUGUUUUAGAGAAGACUCUUGAAGAGAAUGCAAGUUUUUUUGUAAAUGAUCCUGCCUUACUAGUUACACUAUGCAAAGCGAUUCGCCAUGCUGGUGUUACUAAGGAAUUAUCUUUAAACAAUUUAAGUGGAACAAUUCUUCAACAUCAGGAGAAAUUCAGAAUGAAGUGUGCAGCACACGUUCUGGCUUUAUAUGCUGAAGCAUAUACUUCCUUUCAGCCUGUGUUACAGAGAAUGUUUAAAGACUCAAUGGAAGAAUUAUCUGAGAAUAUUAUGCAUCGUUCUAAAGAUUCAAUCAGAAUUAAAGAUUUGGACAGAUUGCUUUGGGCUGGUAGCAGAUUAAACUAUCAGUUAGAAAAAAAGGAAUUUUCUCAGAUACAAAUAUUUAUUCAGAAUAAUUUUUCCAAGUAUUUGAAGAAUGUUAAUCUUCUGGUUAAUACUUUAUUGUGUCUCAAGAUAAUGGAGCAUGAUUGUAAAAAGAUAAUUGAAAAAUGUCUUGAACAAAACAUUUUCCCUUCCAUAUAUAAAGGACUUCUAUGGAAACCAAUGGCUCGUUUACAGUUACUAAUAACAAGUAUUCAAAUUGAAAAUCCAGAAAUUGAUAUACCAAUAGAAUUAACAAAAGAAUUCAAAGUUGGAUUUAAAGUAGGAGAAAAUAUCAAAAUGAUAUUUAAAGUUAUAAGAACAUUGAAAGAACUCACUUGUUUGGAUCAAAUUAGAAUUGAAUGUCCCGUUUUAGGAUUAUAUAUUCCUGGUAUUAGCGUGGAACACCAGCAUUUAGGGAAAAUUCAUAUUGACAUUCUGGAUGAAAUUACUUGUUUAAGAAAUACUAGAAUACCUCAUGGACUAAUGCAUUUUAAGCUUCGCUUAUUAAAGAAACUUGGCUACUAUUCCAUACUGAUUGACAACGAUCGGCUUAAUAAUAAUGAGUCGAUUUAUGAAAUCAUCGAGCAGUACCUGACUGACUCUCUAGGAAGAUAUGACAAUGACUAGUAAAGGUAUAAUAGUACAAUAAUUCAUAAAAAAUUGAUUCAAUGAAGAUAACUGAUGAAGUUAUUUGAUAAUUGGGAAUAGUAUCUCAUUUUAUUGUAACAUCUUUUAUUAUACAUAUGUCUUUUAAAGACAUAAUCUCUUAACAGUCGUGUAAAUAAUUGUAAACGUUAGAGAUAGAGUUUGCGCUGUAUAAACAUUUCUUAAUAUUUUUAAAUAUAAAGAGAUCCAUCAGCAGGUCCUAAAUACCUCAAUGAAA
Cephus cinctus (wheat stem sawfly) is the source of this 2058-nucleotide messenger RNA. RefSeq lists its product as uncharacterized. The record is from RefSeq and is a predicted model, not a curated record. Bases 174 to 1802 code for a protein of 542 amino acids. Lineage: Eukaryota; Metazoa; Arthropoda; Insecta; Hymenoptera; Cephidae. The transcript is spliced from 5 exons.